Cheilinus undulatus (humphead wrasse) is the source of this 1329-nucleotide messenger RNA. It is a transcript of the gene arl13a, whose product is annotated as ADP-ribosylation factor-like 13A. The coding region runs from base 1 to 1329 and encodes 442 amino acids. Gene Ontology annotation, cellular component: non-motile cilium; ciliary membrane. NCBI's taxonomy places the organism in Eukaryota, Metazoa, Chordata, Actinopteri, Labriformes, Labridae. The transcript has 10 exons. Gene Ontology annotation, biological process: receptor localization to non-motile cilium; non-motile cilium assembly. Gene Ontology annotation, molecular function: GTP binding; GTPase activity. The record is from RefSeq and is a predicted model, not a curated record.
AUGGACGUAGACUUGCUUCUGUUCCAGUUUCAGAGAAGAUGGUGGCCGCUGUGCUCGCCUUUCUCACCACAAGUAAACAUGUUCAACCUGUUGAGCAACUGCUGCACCUGGGUCUCCAAAAUACAGGAGCCAAUCAGGAAAGCGACCAUCCUGGUGGUUGGUCUUGACAAAGCAGGAAAAACCUCCUCCAUCAGAGGGAUGCUAAGAGUUCCUCAUGGUGUGGAAGCAGGACCCACUCAGGGCUGCGUCAGACAUGAGCUCAGAGUGGAGAACUACCUGGUCAACCUGCUGGAUGUUGGAGGAUCAGCGGAGUCUAGAGGAAUCUGGAGGGAGCUCUACGGGGAGGCCCAUGGGAUCGUCUUUGUGGUGGACUCCAGUGACAGACAGAGGAUAAAGGAGGUCAAAGAGGUCCUUGCUGAGCUGCUGAAGCAACCAAGAGUGGCAGGAAAACCUCUAUUAGUGUUGGCUAAUAAACAGGAUAAAAUGAAUGCUUUCCUGGGAAGUGAGCUGAUUGAGAUUCUGUCUCUGGAGAAUCUGGUCAACCAGAGCCGCUCUCUCUGCCAUAUUGAGCCUUGCUCAGCCUUAAUGGACUUGAGACGCUGGUCGGACAGAAAGGCGCUACGAGGCCUUCGCUGGCUGCUGCGUGCUGUAUGUCUGGAUUACCCAGAGCUGUGUACUCGUGUAGCCCAGGACAGCAAGAGGCCUCUGGAACCAAGAGAGAGAGAGAAGAACUGGAAAACGGAGAAAAAUCGCAGGAAACGGGGGGAACGAUUGCGAUCCAGCAAGUCCGAUCUUCGCCAAGUUCAUCGUCCAAGAGAGAGGGAGAAAAAUACUAAGGGUGAAGGAAAGCUGCAACCCAUUCGGAGCAUGCUGCAAAAGGACACAUCUCUGAAAAAGAAGCUGACCACAAAAAAGAAAAAGAAGCCAGUUAAAGGGAAAGAAAAAGGAAAAAAUAAAGAAGCAGAAGACGAGCAGGAGGAAGAGGAGGGUGACAGCAAUGAAGGAGAGCAAGAAAACCUUGGUCACAGAGAGAAAGCAAACAGUGCCCUGAUCCCUCCAAAAAAAGACAAACCGAAACGCAAACCAAAGGCGAAGGAGGAAACUCUGGAUGUGCCAGAAUCACCUGAGAACGAAGAGAAGCCGCUCAAAGCCAAAGGGGAAAAGAGGAGAAAGAAGAAGGUUGUCAAAGUGAAGAGGAAAAACAAGAUCAACACAGAGGAGAUGUCAGAAGCUUACUCCCAACCAGUGGACCUGUCUGCUACCUUUGAUCUUUACCGAAAAGCAAUAAUGGCUCUGAAGGAACGUCAGGAUCAGGGACAGGGCGAGUGA